AUGGUUAACAUUUUCUUCAGCAUCUGGGCUUGCAAACCAUUGUAUUUGCUGCCGGGCCAGGUGAUCAAUGCUGAUGGGCUACAGGAGAUUUUAAAUGGUGUCUUUUUGGGAGACCAGAAAACGUCAAAAGGCUUCAGCCUGGAUAGCUGCAGAGCCAUCGUGCUGCUUAUGGAUUUCAGUGGAACGGGAAGACUUGACAAACACGAUUUCAGACGCCUGUGGGAAAAGCUGUUGCUUUUUAAGGAACUAUUCCACAAGAGGGACAUGGACGGUACGGGCCUGCUGCAUCCAACACAACUCUCCGACAGCCUGCAGGAAGUUGGAUUUACAGUGGCUAACUCUGCACUCAAUCUCAUGACUCUGAGGUUCGGUGACUCAUCAGGAAUGAUCAGUUUGGAGAGUUUCACUAACUGCUUUCUCCGUGUGGAGUUUACAACCGAGAUGUACACCAGGUUAAGCAAAGGUGAUGCUGGACUCUCUCUGACUGAGGCUGAGGUAAGGAAAAGCUCCUGGCAGGAGCCCAUCCUAUCAAUUGGGAUAAAGUUACUGAUUGGAGUAAAAUUCCCCGAGAGUGUGUUUUCCCACAGACUCCGCGGAUAUCAGAAUCCAGGCCGGGAGAUUGAGUGA
Rhincodon typus (whale shark) is the source of this 627-nucleotide messenger RNA. Its product is annotated as calpain-3-like. The coding region runs from base 1 to 627 and encodes 208 amino acids. Gene Ontology annotation, molecular function: calcium ion binding. The record is from RefSeq and is a predicted model, not a curated record. Lineage: Eukaryota; Metazoa; Chordata; Chondrichthyes; Orectolobiformes; Rhincodontidae. The transcript has 7 exons.